AUGUCCAAAAUUAUCAACUGCCGAAGAUAUCUCCGGAUGCCCGAAUGUUACUCUGUCUGUGCUUCCAGUUAUUCGGAUGUCCUCAGAUUUCUAGAUAUCAAUACUUACAAAAUCUCCUGGGAAGAUUGGUCGACCGAGGAGGAGUUCUGCCAUCACUGUUCCAGCAGACCAGACAUCAAUCGAGUUCGUGUAGUUAGUGGCUCCAAAAAUGAGCUCCGGAGCACGAUAGUAACGGGAGCAGAUAGCUUCAAAACUCCAGUCUCCGGGUCGAUGAGCAGAUUCUGUGGUUUAAUGUCACGAUGGCAGAUUCCGAUUCCAUGGAUUUUAAACAUCAAUUUCAGAAGUGAUGGAGACAGCAGUAAGCGGUGCGAAGCUAUGGGGUAUCGGAGAAGAGAUACCGAGAUGAAGAUCGUUCGCCGGAAGCUUCUAGAUGGUGUCAGCGGUGUUCUCGAAAGAUGGGCGGCUCCUAUGCAAAAUGGAAGCGAUGACACCCGAAGAAUCGUCGCCGGACAAAAUCAGACACCGCUGAUCGAUAUCUGGGAUGUUCCGCCAGAUUUUGCAUUGAUUCCGCCCAUUUUUGAUCCACUUAAUACUCAAAUUGGCUGA
This is a messenger RNA of Caenorhabditis remanei, 606 nucleotides long. RefSeq lists its product as uncharacterized. Lineage: Eukaryota; Metazoa; Nematoda; Chromadorea; Rhabditida; Rhabditidae. The transcript is spliced from 5 exons. The record is from RefSeq and is a predicted model, not a curated record. The coding region runs from base 1 to 606 and encodes 201 amino acids.